This is a messenger RNA of Symbiodinium sp. CCMP2456, 670 nucleotides long. The record is from the annotation of a GenBank genome assembly. NCBI's taxonomy places the organism in Eukaryota, Dinophyceae, Suessiales, Symbiodiniaceae.
AUGUUCUUGCUCAAGGAUGUCUUCAGCAAUGCCCUGAUGCGGCCACCAAGGCAACUCCGAAUGGUCGGCAAGGGCAAUUGGAGGGUGGUGUAUGGGUAUAAUGAGAAGAUGGUCAUCAAGCUUGCGGAUGCUCCGCACGGCAAUGAAGCGCUGAUGUCCACCUUGUUCCCGUCCAUUACCGCUGAAGUGGUCUGGCAAGGCAAAGUGCAUGUUGCUAUGCAAGCUGGCCCUGCCACUGAGCUGGUCACUUUUUACGGCCUGGUGCAAAAGCGCUCUGAGCUUGCUGUGGAGCGCUUUAAAAGCAUGGGCAAAGAGCAGAUCAAGGAGUUCCUCUUCUACGUUGGGGCAGUCCUAACGUGGGUGGAGAGCAAAAACGUCUCAAUCUGCGAUGUUGGGCCCAGCAACCUGGCUGUAAACCCGGCGUAUGCCGACCCGCCACGCCUUCUCCUUGUGGACACACAGGAUUGGUACCAGGCAGGGGCACAGCGAAAGAAAGGUUUCUCCGGGAUGCUGCGCUUAGCUUACAGUGUAUGCCCAGAAGAUCUGGCGCCGGCCUACCACCAUGUCUUGCGUCAACAGGGCUGUGCCAUCCACAAUGGCGAACUGGCCACCACCUUCAACAGGGACACGAACGAAGCAAGCCCCGGAGCAGUGGAUGCCACGCCCAGAG